AAUUUGCUUAACAUCUCACCAACUCAAUCGGUAAGUGCCAAUCAAUGUGUGGAAUUGCAUCGUCGCUUUGUCACAGAAUUUGCGAUUUCAAGAUACACACAUCGAACCUGAUAUCAAUUGCAAAGUAUUAACCAGCAGAAAACUCCACCAUGAAGGCUGUUGUCUUGAACCUUGCCGUCGCGGCAUCCUUUGCUGCUGGUGCCGCUGCCCAGCCCCACCACCAUCACCAUCAUCACAAGAAGAACGCUCCGGCUGAGAAGCGCGAGGUCGAGACUACUUAUGUUCCCGCUACCGUCACCCAGUACCUGCUAGGCGACGAGGUGGUCGGUGCCGACCAGGCUAAGGAUGGUUUGGACAAGGGUCUCUAUGUCGUUGUUGGCGAGACUACUCCUACUUUCACCCCUCCUCCUCCGCCUGCCGUUACUAGCAGCUCCACCUCCAAUAGCGAUGCGGUCUUCAUCGAAAAGGUCACCUCAAGCUCGGAAUCCACCUCAAGCUCUGCUCCUCCCACUACGACUUCUUCCGCCCCUGCCGCUACCUCUUCGAGUUCUAGCUCUACCGGCUAUGCUACCGGCAUCGAUGCUGAAUUCCCUGAUGGAAAGAUCAAGUGCGACCACUUCCCCGAGGAGUACGGCGCCGUCCCCCUCAGCUGGCUUGGCCUCGGCGGAUGGAGUGGGCUUCAGUUCACUCCCAACUAUAAGUUUGGUGACCUUUCUAUCAGCUUCAUCGAGACUGGCGUGAAGGGAAUGAGCAAGAAGACUGGAUUCUACUCCUACGCUUGCCCCGAAGGAUAUGUCAAGUCGCAAUGGCCCUCGGCUCAGGGAAGCACUAGACAGUCUGUGGGUGGUUUGUACUGCAACCCUGACGGUUACCUCGAACUUACCCGCCCCGAAGUUAAGACUCUGUGCGAACCAGGUGUUCCUGGUAUCACCAUCAACAACAAGAUGUCAAAGAAUGUGGCUAUCUGCCGUACUGACUACCCCGGUAUCGAAGCUAUGGUCAUCCCCGUGGACGCACAGCCUGGCGCCGUCCGCCAGCUGGCCAACGUUGACUCCGCUGACUACUACCACUGGGACAACAAGCCCACCACCCUGCAAUACUAUGUCAACCAGCCUGGUGUCUCGGUCGAGGAUGGAUGUGUUUGGGACUGCUCUGAGGAUCACGAUGAGUGCGGUAACUGGGCCCCCACUAUUCUCGGUGUUGGCAAGUCUAGCGAUGGCAACACCUAUAUCUCCCUGUUCCCGAAUACGCCUACUAGCAGUGCUAAGCCUAAGAUGAACAUCAACAUUACUGGUGAUGUUAGCAUUCCUUGCUACUUCAAGGAUGGCGCAUACGCCGUUGGUGACAGUGGAUGCACGACCACCAUCCCCAGCGGUGGCAAGGCCGUCGUUACGUUUAGCGACGCUUAAGCGGGCGAGAGUGGGAGGUUGUUUUCUGUCAUACUGGACUGGGUUUUAUAUUGCUUUCUAAUGGAUACCUGCCAUAUUUUUUGCCUCGGUACGACAUGACAUUAGAGGCGUGUUUUGUCACCUGGGCGAUGUGACCAAUCUAAUUUUUAUUGUGUAUAUUUU
Messenger RNA from Daldinia caldariorum, 1571 nucleotides. RefSeq names its product SUN-domain-containing protein. Gene Ontology annotation, biological process: fungal-type cell wall organization. Lineage: Eukaryota; Fungi; Ascomycota; Sordariomycetes; Xylariales; Hypoxylaceae. The record is from RefSeq and is a predicted model, not a curated record. Gene Ontology annotation, cellular component: cell surface; fungal-type cell wall. The transcript is spliced from 3 exons. Bases 150 to 1409 code for a protein of 419 amino acids.